Molecule: messenger RNA, 680 nt
Organism: Ornithorhynchus anatinus (platypus)
Lineage: Eukaryota; Metazoa; Chordata; Mammalia; Monotremata; Ornithorhynchidae
Product: peptidoglycan recognition protein 1-like
Exons: 4
Coding region: 52-609 (185 amino acids)
Biological process (GO): peptidoglycan catabolic process; innate immune response
Molecular function (GO): N-acetylmuramoyl-L-alanine amidase activity; peptidoglycan binding; zinc ion binding
Source: RefSeq, a predicted model, not a curated record
CCCGUGGUCGGAGGGUGGACCGGCUGGGGUUCCUCUCGCUCGACCGGCAGCAUGCUGUGGCACUGGGUUACCCUGCUGGGUGCGCUCUGCGUCGGGAGCCUCGGGUGUCCCCAAAUCGUCUCCCGCGUCCAAUGGAAGGCGUCCAGAUCGGGGUGCCUGAAGACGUUACGGAAGCCGGUGGACACGGCCGUCGUCCACCACACGGAGAGCGCCGCCUGUACCUCCUCCGUCAGCUGCCGGCGCCAGGUGAAGGUCAUCCAGGACUUCCACCAGGGCCCCAGUAAGAAGUGGUGUGACAUCGGCUACAACUUCCUGAUCGGAGAAGACGGACAGGUGUACGAGGGCCGCGGCUGGAGGACCGUAGGAGCCCACGCGGGACCCGGAUGGAACGGGCGCUCCCUCGGCAUCGCCUUCCUGGGAUCCUUCAAGUCCCGGGUCCCCAACGCCAAGGCCCAGGCCGCCCUGAAGAGCCUCCUGUCCUGCGCCGUGCAGCGGGGCUCGCUCGGGAGCGACUACGUGCUCAAGGGGCACCGCGACGUCGUGGCCACCUCCUGUCCGGGUCAGGCCCUCUACGACGUCAUCCGCCACUGGCCCCACUUCAAGGCCUGAGCCCCCCGGAUCCCCAUCCCCGCACCCCGCGACCCCGGCCCGCCCUCCCCAAUAAAGACCCUGGAAACGGC